CCAUUGUGUGUGGUGUGAUUGAAUGUUACCACAAUUGUGUGGCUGUAACAGCAGCCAUCACAUCCAGCUAAAUGUUUGGUUCUGCCAAAAAGAACACCAAAGAAAUACUGGUAAAAAAUUAAAAAAAAAGAGUGAAAUAGCCAGCUUCUAUGCAUAUUCCAAUGUAUUCAUAAAUGAACCUACAGAAACAUAAUGCACUCCUUAAAGCAGAGAGCAUCUGCAGUGGGAUGGUAGAAACCUCUCCGCCAGCUUAAGAUGCCCCAAGGUCCACAAAUGCAUCAAAGGCCCCUGAGCCAGGUCCAGGCAGAGGCCAGCACACACACUGAACCAGAACCCUGGGACAUAUUGACCAGGACCACAGUCUCGGGGCCACGGGAGGCCCCCAGAUUCAUCCAGGAGCAGUACAACCACCAGAACAAUAACUAUGAACUUUAUCAGGAAGGAAACCCUUUCAGAACUGUGAGUCCUUUAGGAUACAAUGGAAAAGAAAUUUGAUGUGUUAUUUUUUCAGCCUCACUGUGUGAGAAAAGACACCGAGGUUCUGGAACAAUGAGAUUCCUCUGUUUCAUUUUGCUGUCAACAUCAGUAUUCCACUCAAAACUGAUUGCUGACGUUCUGACAGAUCAGAACGUUUACGCUUGAAUGAAGCUUCAGGCGUUAUUCAGGCGUAAACACCUGAAUGGUCGUUCUCAAAACUGUCGCUCUAAAAGCGACAAUUUUGAUCACAGAUUGGGACUAAAUGAAUGUUAAUCAGAUGCAACAAGCAGUAAUCUGCUUCCCAGCAUUUAUUACAACUGUGGGAAGAAGAAAAUCGCUUUCCGGAAGAGUAAAUGUUGCAACAAUGGAAUUUCAAAUCAUGUGACUUCACAACUCAGCCUACAAGGUAACCAGGUGUAUUAUCAAACAGGCGUGGUUAUGGAUUUAUAGCUUAGCUCUAGUUUGAAUGGAGAAUGAUGCACAGACUCAAAGUCUAACAGAGAUACUGCACACAUCAAAACUGAUAGACAGAAGUUCACAUGAACUACAUGCCAGUGAAAGGAGUCAUGGACAGACCAGAGGAGUGCAACAGGGCCGUGUUGGUGUCUGUAGCAACCUUUGACUCUGGGGUUCCCUUAGAAAAGAGGUCUGGGGCCAACCGUGAUGCUAAGAAGCUUCACCGCAUCCUCACUAAACUGGGCUACAAGGUGGAACUUCACAUGGACCCGAGCAGCAAGGAAAUCUACAACCUGUUCUCUGAAGAAAGCAGGCGGCCUGUGAAGGACUGCUUCCUGGCUGUCCUGUCGUCUCACGGGGAGGAGGGCUGCGUGUUCGGAUCAGAUGGGAAACCUGUCCGACUGUCUCGUGUCUUCACGUACUUUGAUAAUGAAUGCAUGGAGAAAAAGACCAAACUGUUCCUCAUACAGGCGUGCCGAGGAGGCGCUCUGGAUGAUGGAGUGGAGGUUGAUUCAUCAGUCAGCAGAUUCCCACACUACCUUUCUGUUCCCGUGGAUACGGCUGUGAUGUUUGCCACAUCACCAGGUUAUGGUGCGUUCAUGAACCUCACUGGAUCAGUCUUCCUGCAGUCGUUUUGCUCAUUAUUGGAAGAGGAGGGUCACUCUAACCUGGAGCUGACUCAGCUGAUGACCCGACUCUCUCACAUGGUUGCCUACACCUUCGAGGCCAAAGGGAGGAAGUAUGACGGGAAGAAAGAGAUGCCAUGCUUGCUGACACGACUGACCAGAGAUGUGUUCCCGUUUGCAGAAACGGAGAAAAACAGGAAUGGGGAAAGGAUGUCUGCCACAUCAUUGGUUGUUUCACAGAAUGUUAGACAACGGAUUGUUUCACUAAGUUAGGAAGCAGUUCCCCCGCCUGCUGACUCGGCACAUAUGAAGACUGGCAUGAUCAGGAACAUCACAAACAGAUGACGACAGAUAAAGUGGGAACCGUGUAACUGUUAUUUCUGUAGAAAUAUAUAUUGGUAAAGAAAACAUUGAGUUUUUUUUGCUCAUGUACAUACAUAUUAUAUAUUUAAUCAUGAGAAAGUUAUUUAGUUGUAAUAUACUUAUUGGUCAUUAAAGUAAAAUGUAAAAACUUCUA
Xiphophorus hellerii (green swordtail) is the source of this 2076-nucleotide messenger RNA. Its product is annotated as caspase-3-like. The record is from RefSeq and is a predicted model, not a curated record. Lineage: Eukaryota; Metazoa; Chordata; Actinopteri; Cyprinodontiformes; Poeciliidae. Gene Ontology annotation, molecular function: cysteine-type endopeptidase activity. Gene Ontology annotation, biological process: proteolysis.